Etheostoma cragini (Arkansas darter) is the source of this 4440-nucleotide messenger RNA. RefSeq names its product UDP-glucose glycoprotein glucosyltransferase 2 (gene uggt2). The record is from RefSeq and is a predicted model, not a curated record. Bases 244 to 4440 code for a protein of 1398 amino acids. Gene Ontology annotation, cellular component: endoplasmic reticulum. Lineage: Eukaryota; Metazoa; Chordata; Actinopteri; Perciformes; Percidae. Gene Ontology annotation, molecular function: UDP-glucose:glycoprotein glucosyltransferase activity. The transcript has 38 exons.
GUGUUUGGUGGGACAAGUGAUUGAGCUUCAGCCGUUGCCUUUUUAGCUGUCUACCGCCGUGCCAGAUUAAAUUACAACUUUACCACCAGACACGGAUAACGGUCAGCUAGAUUCACCACAAUACGUGGCUACCCCGGCAACUUGCUGUUAGUUGCCCAAAAUACCUACCCAAAGAAACCCUUUGCUUUGUAUGGAAGCGGUCAGCAUCACUAACGGGGUUCACGUUAGGUUUCUCCGGAGAUAAUGAGGAACGUUAUUGUGCUAUCACUGCUGCUGCUAAACAUACAUCAUGUCAUAUCGGCACCCAAAGGCGUCACUGCCAGUCUGAAAGCAAAGUGGAGCAUGACGCCUUUCCUCCUUGAGACAAGUGAGUUUAUCGGAGAAGAUGGGAAUGAGAAAUUCUGGAAGUUUGUUGACACUGUGAAAGAGCUCACUGUAUACAAGCAAGGAGAGUCUGUGCGCUCGUACUACAACUUGAUCCUGAAGAAGGCUGGCCAGUUCCUCACAGAUCUUCAAGUUAAUCUCCUCAAAUUUGCUCUGGCCCUACGCUCGUACUCACCAGCUGUUCAUGCAUCCCAGCAGAUAGCCAGUGAUGAGCCUCCACCUGAAGCUUGCCCUGCCUUUGUUUCCAUCCAUGGUCAACAUAGCUGCAGUAGCAAGGACAUCAAGAAACUCCUGAAGGCAGCUGCAGGCAGGCCAAAACCAUAUUUAUUUAGGAAUGAUCACACAUAUCCAGGGGUCAAUAAAACAGAUGGGCCAGUUGUGAUCCUCUAUGCUGAGAUUGGAACUAAGGACUUCACCUUGUUUCAUAAGGUGCUGUCAGAGAAGGCUGGAGAGGGCACGCUUAUAUAUGUGCUGCGGCAUUUUGUAGCGAAUCCAAAGCCUCGAAAGAUGCUUUUAUCUGGCUAUGGUGUUGAGCUGGCUAUCAAAAGCACAGAAUACAAAGCUGUGGAUGACACCAAAGUUAAAGAUUCAAAGACCGUUAAUAAUGCUGAGGAUGAUAAUAUUGAUGAAGUCCAAGGGUUCAUUUUUGGAACAUUAAAGAAAUCUCACUCUGAACUCCAAGAGCAACUAGUUGAGUUUCGCAAACAUCUCCUGGAGAGUACCGAUGACAUGGUCCCUCUCAAAGUGUGGGAAAUGCAAGAUCUUAGUGUCCAGGCAGCCGCCAAAAUCAUGUCCGUGCCAAAGUUUGAUGCCUUGAAGCUCAUGCAAGACCUCAGUCAGAACUUUCCUAGCAAAGCCAGAUCACUGACAAGAGUGGCUGUAAAGCAGGAAAUGAGAAAAGAAAUUGAAGAGAACCAAAAGCGUCUCAGUGAGACCAUUGGUCUUCACCCAGGAGACGGGGAGCUCUUCAUCAACGGACUGCACAUUGAUCUGGACAUUCACAACCCUUUCAGCAUUUUAGAAAUCCUCAGAGGAGAGGCCAGGGUCUUAGAGGGGCUUCAUAACCUAGGCAUAAAAGGAGACCAUCAGGGGAAGCUGCUGAGGUUGCCUGUGAACGCUGUGGAGGACAGCUAUGCUUUAGAUAUCAGACAUCCAGCAAUAAUGUGGUUAAAUGACAUAGAGAAUGACCCAGUAUACCGCAGCUGGCCAACAGGGGUACAGGAGCUCCUCAGAGCCACUUUUCCUGGAGUCAUCCGGCAGAUCCGACGCAAUUUCUUCAACCUGGUGCUGUUCCUAGAUCCAAUACGGGAAGAAAGUGUUGAGCUUAUGAAACUAGCAGAGCUGUUCUACAAGCACAAGAUCCCCCUGAGAAUUGGAUUUGUGUUUGUUGUCAACACCAAGGAUGAGAUUGAUGGCUUCUCAGAUGCAGGGGUUGGAUUUUACAGAGUGCUAAAUUACAUUGCAGAUGAGUACGAUGUAUCCCAGGCUCUGUUGUCCAUGGUCUCAUUGUACAACAAAGUAGAUGCCGGGAAGAUGCUGUCUGCUGAUACAAUUUCUGCUCACCUGAAGAGAAAAUUCCCUAAAGCCAAUGCUGAAAGGAUUCUUGGUAUAGAAUCCGAGUAUGACGACAAAAGAAAGCACGGUGCCCUCUUCUACAAAAAAAGUGGCCUAGGUGCACUACCACUGGCUUUAUUUAAUGGAGUCCCUCUGAGCCCGGAUGAGAUGCACCCAGACGAGCUGGAAACCAUCAUCCUGCAGCGCAUAAUGGACACCACCACCGCCUUCCAGAGAGCUGUCUAUAUGGGUCAGGUGACUGAUGGCUUAGAUGUGGUGGACUAUCUAAUGGAGCAGGCCAAUGUGGUUCCCAGGGUGAACCCUUUUAUUCUAAGCACUGACCGGAAGUACCUUGAUUUCACUGCUCGCCCAGUUGUAGAUGACUGGGAGGAUGCAACUAUGUUUUCAUACUACGACUCCAGAGACAAAACCGCUGUGAUGGCUAAGAGAAUGAAGUACUUUACAAAUAGUGAUGAGGAUGGGAUGAGUGCUGUGACCAUAUGGAUAGCUGGAGAUUUUGAGAAGGUCUCAGGAAGAAAACUGUUGUUCAAUGCUCUGAAACAUAUGGCCAGCCCUGGAGUGCGUGUGGGGGUGAUAGAUAACCCCAGUGGAAAGCCCAGUGAAGAUAACACUGUGCUGUACAGGGCUAUCUGGGCCUCUCUCCUCACCCAGAAGACUAAGGCUACCGCAGAGUUUGUACAAAAACUCCUGAAAGAGGAGAGCAGCCAGCUCCUCCAAAAAGGGACCAAGAUGAAGGACUUAUUAAUUCAGGGCAUGGACAGAGAUUCCUUUGAGAAAAAGUUCAACACACUGGAAGUGGAUUUUAUUCGUAGUCAGCAGCUGUUUUGUCGAGACGUCCUGAAACUGAGCCCCGGACAUCAGGCAGUGAUCAGCAACGGCAGAAUCCUCGGUCCAUUUGAAGAGCAGGAAGAAUUCACUGUAGAGGAUUUCCACUUGCUGGAGAAGAUUACACUGAGCAGUUCUGCAGAGAAAGUCAAAGCCAAAGUUAAACUGAUGGGGAUGAAGCCAAAGCACGCUAGUGACUUAGUCAUGAAAGUUGAUGCCCUCCUAACUGCAGCCCCCAAAGGAGAAGUCAGGAGGGAUGUCCAUUUUAUCAAAGACAGCCACAGUGUGCUCCAUCUCUCCCCACGUGAAAAUGAGGUGUUCUAUGAUGUUGUGGCCAUUGUGGACCCCCUGACUAGGGAAGCACAGAAGAUGUCUACUCUACUGAUUGUGCUCAGUCAAGUGGUCAAUGUGAGACUGCAGGUGUUUAUGAAUUGCAGGGCCAAGUUGUCCGAGAUGCCCCUCAAGAGUUUCUACCGCUUUGUCUUGGAGUUUGAUGUGAAUUUCUUGGCCAACGACACAGUGUCCCCAGGACCAGUUGCCCGCUUCAUGGAGCUCCCGGAAUCUCCCCUUCUCACCCUUAAUAUGAUCACACCAGAGAGCUGGAUGGUGCAAGCUGUCCGCAGCCCCCAUGACUUGGAUAACAUCCACCUGCAGGAGGUGAGCGCGGUUGUGACAGCAGAAUAUGAGCUGGAGCACCUCUUGCUGGAGGGCCACUGCUUUGACCUGUCAACCGGCCAGCCUCCCCGUGGACUGCAGUUCACUCUGGGCAUGAGUCGGGACCCGCUGAUGUAUGACACUAUUGUCAUGGCUAACCUGGGAUAUUUCCAGCUGAAAGCCAAUCCUGGUGCCUGGAUCCUGAGGUUACGUAAAGGGAGAUCAGAGGAUAUCUAUGAGAUUCUCACGCAUGAUGGAACUGAUUCCCCUGCAGAUGCUGGUGAUGUCAGUGUUGUGCUGAACAGUUUCCACAGUAAGAUCAUCAAAGUCAGAGUGCAGAAAAAGGCCGAGAAGAUUAAUGAAGAUCUUUUAAGUGAAAAUAGUGAAAGCAAAGGCUUAUGGGACUCCAUAGCAAGGAAAUCUUAUUCCUCCUCUCGACCAAGACUGCAAUAUUAUGCUGUAAGAUCUAGUCUUGGAAAAAAUAUGUGCUUCUGUAGCAUCACAGGUGGUGGCUCCAAGAAAAAGGAUGGAGAGAAGAAGAAAGAGGAUGUUCUAAAUGUAUUUUCUGUGGCCUCAGGCCAUCUGUAUGAGCGCUUCCUGAGAAUAAUGAUGCUAUCUGUCCUUCGGCAUACAAAAACACCUGUCAAGUUCUGGUUCCUCAAGAAUUACCUCUCCCCAUCUUUCAAGGAGACCAUCUCUCACAUGGCAGAGUCGUAUGGCUUUCAGUUUGAAUUGGUACAGUACAAGUGGCCCCGUUGGCUCCACCAGCAGACUGAGAAGCAGCGCAUUAUCUGGGGAUACAAGAUCCUCUUCCUGGAUGUUCUCUUCCCCCUGGCUGUGGACAAGAUCAUCUUUGUGGACGCCGAUCAGACCCGCUCUCCAGGCUACACAAUCAUCGGGAAGACAUCUGACUUGACAGUUGUCCAAAAGACAACCAUUGACACCUUGCACAAGGAGGGCAAGACACAAAAGGUCAUUGCUAAAGAGGCGGGCUGUUCAUAG